UGCUUUUGGAAUGUUAACUAGAAGAGACUUCAAUCUCUCACUAUGUAUAUUCUUGUUAAACUGGUUAGAUGUCAUACAUACGGUAACUUCUUAUAUUUAUAACAGACUUCUGAGUUCUCUAGGCUGUUCUUAAAACCUAGUAAAUCUCAUCUUUCCUCUUCCUAUCUCCUUUCCUUUUAUUAAUAGAUUGGAACAGAAAUACAAGUUUUCCUGUGCAGAAACAACUAAGGGCACGUAACUUUCUAGAGGGAAGAACUGCUAGUUAUUUAACAGAGCUACCGUAUUUAUUUUUAGGAGGUGAAUAGGAAGCAUACUGGGUUAGAACCAAACUGACAGCACAGGCAUAUUCAUGUUUACCCAGAAGUAAGCGCUACUUCAGUGGGAUUUACUUUGAGGUAAAUGAGUAUAGGGUUGCAGCCACAAUCAUUCUUGGAAUUGACCCAUGACCCAAGUAUGGAUCCAACUAAUUGUCUGUAAGUAAAUAUUCAUAAUUUGAAGAGACGGUACAAAAUACUCUGGCUGAGGGAACUGAGCAGACAAUCUUGCCAAUUGCAAAGCAUGCUGAACAUGGCUAGGCUGACUCUGACUUUGAUUUGACUCCACUGGAUCACCUGGCUGAAGGAGCAACUUGUGCAGAGUUUAUUCUUGCAGAUUCCCCCCCCCCCAAUUGUAUGCAAGGGCAAGUAUCAGUAAUUUGUUUCAUUCAAAGAUGUUUUCAGGUAGACCUGGAAAUAUCUGAAAAGUUUCAAAAUAUAAAAUCAUAUCUUGGUAUAUUUUUGUUUUUCUAGAGGCCUAUCUAGUUCAGUUUGUUGGGCCUACUUCCUGUCAGUCUAAGAGUCUCUAACCUUUUGCUUCAGCUGCUGUAAAUUGAGAUAAACUGGGUUGGAGAAGGAAGGAUGAUAACCCUGCAGGCCCCGAAGAAAGAGUUGGGGCCUAUCCAGUUAUAUUUUUCUAAACUGAGAGAUAACUAACAGUGAAACAUUGCUGUAUGAACCUAGCAGAACCAGGGCUGAAGGACUGAGCCAGAAGACACUUGGGGCAGAAAACUGUAGGUGCUGGAGACAGUUUUCAGAGUUCCUUGAUAGCUAGGACAAGCACAAACCGUGGUCUGUGUCUGGCACUCUGCUGGGAUGUUUUUAGCAGCAACAGAGCUGGCAACCCAUAUAUAUGCCCCUCACCCCUGAGGCCACAAAUAACCAAACACUUAAGACCAUAUGGUGUCAGGAGUUGCCUUGUUUCCUCUGUGAAGCUAACAGAAGGCAGUACUGAAAAUCUGCCAUGCAGUCCCUAUUGACUGCAGCGUAUCAUGGACUACUUUAAGCCACCAGCUGAGUUCUGCUUAACCCCCAGUCUUGGUGAAAACUGACAGCUACCAGUUAUAGCAGCAUGAGUUUGAUGAGGCAGCAGGAGUAAAUAAUAACUUUCAGAAUGAUCCAGUGACCUUUGCACUGGUGUAAUUGUCACUGAGUUAGGAUUUAUAUUGUUGCAAGGCCUUUGGAUUGACCUGUUAGUUGUUCUUUUUUAAAUCAAUUUUAUUAGAUUUUCACUUACAAAUCAAUCAUAUCAAACCAAUUAUUCCAAAUUUUACAAAGAUAUAUCUAUUAAACCAAAUAUUAUGCCAAAUUAUAAAAAUUUUACUUCCCCAUGCUUCAAAUUCUGAGGGUUCUGAAUAUCGAUAAUUUCUGUCAUUCUAAUCAAAGUUCCAAGUUCUUUCCAGUCCUUUUAAUCCAACAUAGUCCAGAUCUUUUCCAACAGGUGAGAUUUACUACAAAGCCUAUGUUUCUGUGAGGAUUUUUCUGUCUGGAUUGACCUGUUAGUUACUGUAUAGUAGAUAAUAACUGCUAUGGAGAAAUGGUCACUAAAAUAGGAUGUAAGCAAGGAUAAAACACACUUUAUGUUCAUUAGGCUUUUAAAAAAGUUUCUGACGGAAUUUGUGGGAAAUCUGCUUUUUAAAAAAACCCUGGGAGAAGAAAGAGAGAAGUUCAUGAGGUCUAAGAACUACGUAAUUUUAGCUUCUCUAGGGACAGUCUUGGGAAGGCUAUGCAGUUAUACCUCAGUUGGGAAGGCUAUACAGUUAUACCUUGGUUUGAGAAUGCUCCGGUUUGAGUACUUUUGGUUUAAGUACUCUGCAGACACAGAAGUGCUUACUUCUGGGUUCCGCGGCGCUUUUGGGGAGCGAAUGGCACCCCGGAACCAAUUGAGUACUUAAACCGAGGUACCACUGUAACCUAAUGAACUGUGGCAUGAAUGGCCCUGUGAAGAUGCUAUCAAACAUAGAGUGGUGUCCUUUGUUUUGACAGGACUUAAACAAGUAUUCAGUGUUUGAGAACUUGCAUUUCCAGACCAAGCAUAGCUAGCAAAGUUGCCAAAAAGGAACAUAGUACAGUAAGCUUGCAACUUAUGCACAUUUAACAUUUGCACAUUCAGCUGUGCACAUUUGGCCAAAAACUUUUUUAAAAAAGUGGGGGAAACGAGUUUGGCCUCCUACCCAUCAUUGUACCCAAUAUAUUUUGACUAAACACAAUUUUGGCUUUAUGCACGAUCCCUGGAACGUAACCCCUGUGUAUGUUGUAUUAUUGAUUAAUCUUCAAUAAACAAGCAUAUUUUCUUGAAAUGUUCUGUUGUUAUUCAUUGUUUGAUUACACUGUAUCUCUGUAGUAGUCAUAAAGUAUGUUCUACAGUUCCAUUUGUUUCUACAGAUUUUACAUGGAAUAUUUCUGUUGGCAUUGUAACUUUUCAUCUUUGCCUCUCAUUAAGUGUGUUGGAACUUUUUAAAAGCUUCAUAUAAGCAUUGAGUACCUUUUUAUUAGUGGGAAGGAUUGCACUGGAAAUUUUGCUUAAAUCUGGCAAUAUAGUUUGUACUUUAUAACUGUUCAGCAAGUUACCUCCAUUAGAGCUAGCUGCAGUGACAUUAAUUGUGAAUUGCUAGGGACAAGAAAUUUUCUUUCCAAAUGAGUAGUAGGAUAUUUUUCCAGCCAUUCCUUGACACUAGUAUAUGUGUGGGAUGGUAAACCUAAAGUGCUAAUGUUGCCAUUUUAAAACAUGUUUUGGAAGUACAAUAAGUUGCACUAACACCAUUCUAUUUAGAAUCAUUAGAAUCAUGAUCUCAGCCAUUGAACCUUGUGAGAAAUGAAUACAGCUCUGGAAUCAAAAUUGUCCUAUGGCUGUGGCAAAGUAAUAAAUGAUUUACAGGGAUAUUGCUCUUAUUUUUCAAGGCUUCCUGUUAACGAAGACUGUGUCUGGGCUGGAACUGCUUUUUUGUAGCCUUCUUGAGACAUCUAAUUGUUCAAAACCAUGUAGCUACUGCUAUCUGUAUUUUGACCUUCCUAAUGCCAUAUAGAAGUGACAUUGCCCUUUUCUGCUUACAGUGUUCCCCCUGUGGUGAGCGCGCUUUGAUAAAUUUGCGCCUCAUUUUGGUAAGCGGAAAAACGAAAGAAUUCUUGUUUUCACCCAAUGACUCAGCAGCAGACAUUGCAAAGCAUGUAUAUGAUAACUGGCCAAUGGACUGGGAAGAAGAGCAAGUAAGCAGUCCAAAUAUUCUGCGACUUAUUUAUCAAGGACGGUUUCUUCAUGGCAACGUGACAUUAGGAGCAUUAAAGCUUCCUUUUGGCAAGACAACGGUGAUGCAUUUGGUGGCUAGAGAGACGUUGCCAGAACCAAACUCUCAAGGUCAGAGGAAUCGUGAAAAAACUGGAGAGAGCAAUUGCUGUGUGAUCCUGUAAAAGCUCUGCUGUAUCUACUACUUUGUGAUGUAUAAUAGUUUUCGUCUUUCAUGCCGCUGGACUAGAGGAGACCAACAUUGCUUCAAACACCCUUAGGACAAACCUGUCUGAAUCCAUUGAACUGAAAUAUUACAUGAACGCUGUCACUUUUUUUUUUCUAGAACAAUGAACAGUUUUUUAUUUCUACGUUUUAGGCUGUUGAACAAGCUUAUUAAUACAUCACUUCUCCACUUCUCCAAUGCAUUCUCUCUCCAAGAAAAGGUUAACUAUUCUCAACAGGAAUCAUAUUGCUGCCAUAAGAUCAUCCUUAACCUGAACUUUAACCAAUCAAGAUUUCUAGAUGCAAUUUGCACUAAAAAUGGUUGACGAUAUAUAGACCUCAUCAUCAAAAGCUCUUAAGUAUUUCAAACACAGAGAAAGGAAUCAGCACUGGAAAAUACUAUCAGCAGUCUUAUUCUUUAAAUUCAGUAAUGGCCAGCUGAAAGGGGAAAAAAUAACUACUAAGUAAGUAAAUUCUACCUAAGUCAACCUUGGUGGCCAAACUGGCACAAAAUACUAACUAAAAUUGUCUGACUAUAGACAUAUAUAUAUUUUCACUGCAACAAACUAUGUGCCUGUAAUUUUAAAGCACUCUGUAGAGGGCUGUUGAAACUGAUUUUUUUCAUUGAUGUGCACUCUUCUUGUACAUUAGUUGAGUGCUUGUUCAGACAGCACAAAUAAGUACAGAGAGUGCAUUUCCUAGCCUUAAUAUGGGAGGGGCAAUUUCCUGUAGUUCAUAGGCUUUUAUUAAUGUGCAUAAAUAUUAGAAGACCUCAUUUACUAAUCAAUUUUAUGUCUUUGAAUAUCAGCAAUUGAUGUUUUUCAAUCAUUCUUAGUCAUCCGUACCUUAGUGCCCAGUGUCAUGCUUACUCAUUAGUGACUUCAAACAAAUAACUAAAAGGAAAAAAUGGAAAAAAAACAUAGAAAAACCUCUGCCAUAUGAUGAGAUUUUGUUUAUUUUAUGUGCAUUUGGUGUUAGUGCUUGCAAUUGUAUUGGAAAUCAAAAAGCUGGUUUUUAAAGCAUACAUAUUUAGAAAGGAUGCCAUUCAUUUUCUUCAUAUAAUUUAAAAAUUGAUAUGCUAAAAAAAUUGCACAGCACUAAAGCAUGAGUUAGUUUCAUCUAAACCUGUAAAAAAAUAUAAAAGAUUUUAUAUUUUUCCACUAGGGAGAAAUUCUUCCUAGUUGAAAUUACAAAUGUGUAGAAUAUAUUUAAUAAAAAUCUUAUAAAAACAUAACUAUAGAACUUAAAUAUAGAUUGGAGUGUAGAAUAAUACAACAAUAAUCCAUAUAAAUAGCUCUAGACUUUUAAGAAAAAAUUGCAGGUUGACAUUUGUGUUCUGUACUUGAGUCCAUGGCCCUUACAAAUGUUCUGUGUUUUCUGAAUGAUCAACUUCAUUUAAAUGUAAUCAGGUUAUUUUAUUCAAUGUUAUUGCUUUGACAAAAUGCUUUAUAUGCAGUAGGCCUACAAAGAUAUUGUUCAUAAUGAUCAAAAUUAAAUUUGUAUAGAGCAGAGUUUUAAAACAAAUUGUAAAUAGCACUAAACAUUUUCUUUCUGCAACCUGUACUGAUAGAUUCUUCUCUAAACUAAAUAAAAGAAGAAUAUUGUAGUGCACUUGGUUGUGAUUUGAAAGCUAUGACCUGAUCUGUAUUGGGCAUCAGUGUUUUUAAGUCAUGAAGAAUAUGUACAAUGGAAAUAUCCCUUCCUGAUUUUCUUUUUAAAUUAAUACUUGGGUUGAAAUUUGAGGAAGAUUGUAAACUUGUUUCGGAACAGGGAUGGAGGCAUUUUGGAUAUGCUUGGCCUCAGCUGUGAAGGACUUUAUAAAUCCACAAACUCAAGUUUACCCCCCCCACCCCUGGAGUCAAUGAUUGGGUAACCAGUGCUAAUAUUUAAAACACCGUUAUAACUUAAGAAACUGCAUGAGCAUGAGAAAUCUUAGUGUUUUAGCAUUCAAAAACUUAACGCUUAAUUUAAAAAAUGUGUACAUUCAGCUAUGGCACCUCUGAUCACUAAAAGCUUCUUUAGAGGCCCCCUUGCCAUUUCUGUUUCAGAACAGUGGCAGUUUACUCCCAAAGCAUUUAUUUUGAAGAGACUGCUAGCAAUGCAACCUCAUCUUAUCCAAUGCCUUUAGUUUGGUCCCCGCAUCAUUAGCAGCAAUUCAGUUGGGUGAUGUCUACACUUGCUCAGUUUCACAUUAAUUGUACCUGAAAACUGGCAGUACACUUCAUUUUUAGAAUGACUUCAAAUUGAGUUCUGGGGAUCUAUUUGAAGCUGUCGGGAAAGAAGGUCACAUAGGAGUAACAGAGAUCCAAACAUGUAAAAUACCGGUAAAUGCACAUAAUCCAACAAGUUGGUGAGAAAAAUUUGCAGCAACUAUUGGAUAGAAUACUGCUCUUUACAAGUUUACAAAAUGAUGUGUUAAAAGUGGAAAUGAGGCCUGUUUUCCCUCUAGGACUACUGACUGAUUAAAGAACAUUUAGCUGA
Molecule: messenger RNA, 6243 nt
Organism: Zootoca vivipara (common lizard)
Lineage: Eukaryota; Metazoa; Chordata; Lepidosauria; Squamata; Lacertidae
Source: RefSeq, a predicted model, not a curated record